This is a messenger RNA of Adelges cooleyi (spruce gall adelgid), 959 nucleotides long. RefSeq lists its product as uncharacterized. The record is from RefSeq and is a predicted model, not a curated record. Bases 174 to 899 code for a protein of 241 amino acids. Lineage: Eukaryota; Metazoa; Arthropoda; Insecta; Hemiptera; Adelgidae. The transcript is spliced from 7 exons.
UCUUAUAGUAGGUACUGCGCUAAUUUAUACUAUUUGAAUCACAGUCACCAAUCAAUACAAUACUCAAAUUACAUUAUAAAAUCUUCAUAAGUAUCGAAUAGUUUCAAAACAGUUUUAAUUUCAUAAACUAAUUUAACAUUCUAAAUCCGAGUUUAUUUUUUUGAUAAAUUAACAUGUAUUUGAAAAGUAUACUGUUUUUUUCCGUGACGUCAUUCUUUUUCCAAUGUCAAGGUGUCCCCCCAACUCAAGAACAGAAAACUAUGAUUAAAGAAAAAAUCGCGUCAAAAGUGGGAGAUGAUGGCAAAAUGGACUUUACUCAAUUAAAAAAUGUAAUAAACGAAGUAGGACAUACAAUAGUCAAAAACCUUGAUGUAAACAAUAUGGAUUUCGGUUUUCGAUAUACAAAUGACCAAGCUGUAAUCGCCAUCCUGUCGUAUACAGCUAAAACAAAUCCAAGUUUACUUAGAUUAGUUAGAGGUAUAUUCGAGCAAAUUAUGAAGCAAGAUCGCGUCGUAAAAUUUGAUAGAAUAAAAGCUAUAUGUGUCAAAGUAGCUAAGGAUGCUGACAUACCAGAAGCCAAUAUGGAUAUAUUUGAAAGCCUAGAAUCACAAUCAGACCGUAGGUUUCAUAAAUAUGAUGUUAUGACCUAUGCCCUAGCGUUUGCUGCUACAAAAGAACCAGAAUUAAAGGAAAUAGUAAAAAGAGAGGUACGACGCAAGACCGGUGAUUUAAAAAAUUAUACAGAUAUCAAAGCAUUAUGCCAAACAGUAGCAGAUAAAGCGCCGCAAGUAACCAUAGGAGCACCAGACAAAGAGGAAUUCUUGGCCCAUUGGAAAUAUGGGACAUUCACAGCGGAAACAGUUGAAAAUAUGAUCUAUCGAGGUUUUUUUCCUUCAUAGUUUGAUUAUAACAUUAACUGUUCUUGAAUUACUGCAUGUAUGUAAUUUUUCACAUAUUCA